Synchiropus splendidus (mandarinfish) is the source of this 3232-nucleotide messenger RNA. RefSeq names its product activating signal cointegrator 1 complex subunit 2 (gene ascc2). Gene Ontology annotation, biological process: regulation of DNA-templated transcription. Gene Ontology annotation, molecular function: ubiquitin binding. The record is from RefSeq and is a predicted model, not a curated record. Lineage: Eukaryota; Metazoa; Chordata; Actinopteri; Syngnathiformes; Callionymidae. Bases 154 to 2454 code for a protein of 766 amino acids. The transcript is spliced from 19 exons.
UCGGGAAACAUUAGGUAACUACAAAAAAACGAAUUGUCUUCUUUGGUAAUGACGUGAGGAACUGGCUAUAGAAAGAGGUGAGCACAUUUAUGAACGUCAUGAGGAUUAGGAUCUUUUCUUCUGCUGAGUGUUAAGAAGAGAGGAGGCGAAGAAAUGGCCUGUGCUCGUGUGCCUCUUGAUGAGCAGCAGAUAACCGAGCCUGACCCACUGGGGAAAGAGCGGACACUUCCGGCCCUGCACCCUGACAGAAAGGAGGAGCGCUAUUUUGUGCCUUACAAACCACUCGCAGAAGAUUGCUCUCCUGCUGAUGUGGAGGACUUUUUAGAACAUGCCAAAUACAUACUGGAGGAUUUGGAGUGGCUGCUGGCGCUGCCACAUGACAAAUUUUGGUGUCAGGUGGUGUUUGAUGAGUCCCUGCAGAGAUGCCUUGACUCUUACCUGCGUCAUGCUCCACGGGGACUCGACCUCUCUGGCUUGCCUUCGUCCCCUGCUGUGGUUGAAAUGCAGCGCUCGCUUCACAGAGUUGUGUUUUUGACCUUUCUAAGGAUGGCCACUCAUAAAGAAUCAAAGGAUCACUUCAUCACUCCAGCUGUGUUUGGAGAAAUCAUCUAUGACAACUUUCUUUUUGACAUUCCCAAAAUUUUGGAUCUCUGUGUGUUGUUUGGAAAAGGCAACGGCCAGUUGCUGCACAAGAUGAUAGAGAACAUCUUCACCCAGCAGCCUUCCUACUACACUGACCUUGAUCAGACGGUUCCCACGGUGCUGGAGGUGUUUGACACAAUUCAGAACAAAUGUGGCCUUCAGUGUGAAGGAGCCACUGCCAUGGAGCCGAUGAAACUCAACUCACACAAGCAGCCCACAACCCUCACAAUGAGCCAGCAGGAACUUGUAGAUUUAAUUUUGUACCUGUGCGACUCCACCACCACAAUCCAUGCCUUCCUGAGCAUCUUCCCUGUGGCCUGCACAAGAUUCCACUCAAACGGCUUUCUUGGCAGAUUAAGUUCCUUUUAUGAAACCAUUGUGCCUGAUUUAGAAAAGGCGGUGAAGAAGAGAAACUUUGACGAUAAGGGUCUUCAGGAGGACUUGUGGAGGAGGUUGUCUCACUCCUGCCGGAAGAUGGUGGAGACAGCCCACCAGCUACUUUAUCACACCUGCCUGCAGCCCAUUCUGGAUGGGGCAGAGGACACACACAUAUUUGUAGAAGAGCUGCUCCAGCAUUUCACUUCGUUUUUACCUGAGAAAAGAUUUUUGGCAGAUUAUGACGAGCAAUUUCCCAUCGCAGACGACAUCUGCCUUCUGCAGCAAGCACUUCCUGAUAUUGACGAAACAAGGACGUCCUACCUGAUACAGGGAGUCGAAAGUGCAAGGGACAGUAGUGGAAGACCAAAAACUCGCACAGCAGCAUCUUCGGGCCUGACCUCUAGUCAAAAAGCAGAAGGUGGUGCAGUCGGUGGAGCUACUGCUGCCUCCUCUCAUGAGUUGAGAGAGCCAACAGAGGAACGAGGGAGCCCGAGCGGAGCAGGAGCCAUGAUUGAUGUUCCUCAAAGAGGAGAUAAUGGUGCAGUUUGUUCUUUAAGCGAGGUAGAACUGGAGUCUUUGCUGUCAGGCAUCAAGGACCUGCUCCCAGAUUUGGGGGAUGGGUUCCUGCUUGCCUGUCUGCAGGAGUAUCACUAUGACUCGGAGCUGGUUAUCAACAACAUCCUGGAGGACCGGUUGUCUCCCAGCCUGGACAAACUUGACCGAGCCAUGCCAAGGCCAGUGAAGAAGGAGCUUCCUGAUGUCAUCAACAGCAGAUCCAACGUGUAUGAUGAUGAUGAGUUUGAUGUCUUCCGAAGGGACCAGGUGGACAUGUCUCGCAUUUGGAGGGGCAGGAGGAAAGGUGAAAGCGCUCGAGAGUUGGUGGACGACAAGCAGCACAUCCAAGAACAAAGAGCUCGGUAUCAGACUUACCAGACCGUGGUGGAUGAGGUUGUCAUUGAACCUGGAGAGUCGGCUGCCAGCUACGGCCUGGACGACUAUGACGACGAGUAUGAUGAUACUUACGACAUGAACCAGGUGGGAGCCAACGAUCUGGACGGCGACAGUCUGCUCAACAGAAGACCUUUCACUGUCCCUCAAGUGUUGCGCAAAGGAAAUCGAACUGAGGAUGUGGAAGAAGAUGUAGAAGAGGAGGAAGACCAGGGCUUAGAGAAUAACCCCAACAGAGACCAGUUUGUGCAGGAUCCAGCUCUGCUGAGGGAGCGUGCAGAAGCCAGAAGAGCUGCCAUGCAGCAAAGGAAAGGCUACCGGCCAGAGCGCCCGAGUAACGUGGUGGGCCGACCUAAAGGACAAGGCCAAACCUUGGAAACAUUCCUGGACAGACGAAAGAAGGAGGCCAACAAGAGUCGUGGGUCGAACCACAACCGGCGCACGAUGGCCGACCGCAAGAGGAGCAAAGGCAUGAUACCGUCGUGAGCCGCCAGAUGCUGCUAAACAGACUGGUGAGAAGAGCUCAGGGUGAAGGUGGUGACAAAAUCACAUGCUGGACAUGACACAAGGCCAUUGUUAGUGAUCACAUGCUUGUCUAGGACACAGAUUUUACCUUUUGGGGUUUUAUUCUUUGGUUGUUUUAAAUGGAAACCAAAGGAAUGGAUGAUAGCAAAAAGUUUAUUUUUUUGCCACGUCGACAAAUCAGUUCAUUAAUUGCAGACUUUUCUAUAACAACAUUAAUAACAUAGGAAAAUGAGCAGGAAAAUAAAGCCAGUUUGCUGUUGAAUGGAGAAGAAGACGGGACAUGUGUAAUGUCGCCAGUGAAACUCAACAUCUGUUUUCUACAUUAUCAGAGCAUUUUGUAACAAGCAGUGCACUUGUUCUUGCGUUUUGUAGCUGACAUGACAUAAAAGACUCAAUAAAUACAUCAGCACCAUGUUUUCUUCAGUGUAUAAAUCGCGGCCAGCCGUUGUAAUUUUGGGCACUGAUUGAACGGGUUCAUAUCUGGGAUUCUGUCUGGACAAUUAUCCCAAACACAUUUGACUUUGGUUCAUUGGAGUCAGUAGGUUUCUCCUUGUUUACUUGUCCUCAUUUUAAGAGGCGUUCGUUCAGGAACUUGAACUCCCAUGUGACGUUGACCUGAAACCAUCAAUGACCGUAUUCUCACACACAGAGGGGGAUAUAAAAGUCAGUUUGGUUGUAUUUAAGGCAUGACUGUAAGACUUUCUCCACAUUGUGCUCACACUACAAAUCCUCGCACGGU